Lepus europaeus (European hare) is the source of this 1762-nucleotide messenger RNA. RefSeq names its product chromobox 3 (gene CBX3). NCBI's taxonomy places the organism in Eukaryota, Metazoa, Chordata, Mammalia, Lagomorpha, Leporidae. Gene Ontology annotation, biological process: negative regulation of transcription by RNA polymerase II; chromatin organization. Bases 135 to 686 code for a protein of 183 amino acids. Gene Ontology annotation, cellular component: nucleus; pericentric heterochromatin. The transcript is spliced from 6 exons. The record is from RefSeq and is a predicted model, not a curated record. Gene Ontology annotation, molecular function: chromatin binding.
CAGCCGCGAGGCAGAAACGCUUCCGCCGAGCCCAGUCCAGUGACCCGUCCUAGCCCCUCCUCCCCGCGCCUCCCCUCAGGGACCGAGAAGCGCCGCGGCACGAACGUAAUAGCUCUUCAAGUCUGCAGUAAACAAUGGCCUCCAAUAAAACUACAUUGCAAAAAAUGGGAAAGAAACAGAAUGGAAAGAGUAAAAAGGUCGAAGAGGCAGAGCCUGAAGAAUUUGUGGUGGAGAAAGUAUUGGAUCGACGUGUAGUGAAUGGGAAGGUGGAGUAUUUCCUGAAGUGGAAGGGAUUUACAGAUGCUGACAAUACUUGGGAACCUGAAGAAAAUUUAGAUUGUCCAGAGUUAAUUGAAGCAUUUCUUAAUUCUCAAAAAGCUGGUAAAGAAAAAGAUGGUACAAAAAGAAAAUCUUUAUCUGACAGUGAAUCUGAUGAUAGCAAAUCAAAGAAGAAGAGAGAUGCUGCUGACAAACCAAGAGGCUUUGCCAGAGGUCUUGAUCCUGAACGAAUAAUUGGUGCCACAGACAGCAGUGGAGAAUUGAUGUUUCUCAUGAAAUGGAAAGAUUCAGAUGAGGCUGACUUGGUGCUGGCAAAAGAGGCAAAUAUGAAAUGUCCUCAGAUUGUGAUUGCUUUUUAUGAAGAGAGAUUAACUUGGCAUUCUUGUCCAGAAGACGAAGCUCAGUAAUUGUUUGCAUUGUUUUUUUAUAUAUAUUUAUAUAUAUAUAUAUAAAAUCUGGGUCUUGGUUUUUGAUUUACUAGUGUGAAGAAAUAACUACAUUCUAAUGAAAAUCAAGUUUGAUACAUUGGUUUUGAAAGUAGUAUUGGGGGAGUUGUGAAUUUUUUUAUUUUUUUUGCAUCGAUAGCACUGGUUACUUCUAACAGAUAAAAGCUUUCUGUAGUUGCUUCCUUUAUCAGAAAAGAACAUUUGCUUUUCUGAAUAUUGAGGAAAGUUGUCAUAGUCAGUUCUUCAAUCAGGACUUGAUUUUAACUAAUACUAAAGGACCAUUCUGGGUUGUUGUAUGUGUAUACUUUUAUAAAUGGUUUUCUUUUUUUGUUUUUGCUUUUAAAUUUUACCAAAAGAAAAACCAUGGGAAGACCCAUGUUUCUGAGGUUCCAUCAUUCUGAGCAACCUAAGAAAUAAGUCCCUUCAAGUUAAACUGAAGAUUUUCAUGAAGCCAUAACCUUUUAAAUUAAUUAGUUUGUAAGUCAUUUGGACAAGUUAAAUUAGAUAAUUUAAAAGAAGCCAUAUCAGAACCUGUAUCUAAAUCUAUAGUCAUAAAUGCAAUGGCUUAUAAAAAUUGUAUUGGUACUAGUAGUCAUCCCUCCCAAGAUCAGAAAAUAGACCUCCUGGUGUGCUGUAAUAAACUAAGCAAGGUAAAUGGACAUUUGAAUAUUUGUUCUAGCGAGCCAUUACUUUACAAACACCAAAAUCGCUGUGCUGUAUCGACUAAAAGGCCAUGAUUCAUGGAAUGACUAAGACUUGGCUCCUGAAAACCUGAUCAGAUUGUUAUUAGGACCUGCUGGCAUAAGUGGGUCAACAAGUGGUUGUAAUCUAAAUUAUUGACCUGCAUGUUUUGUCUUUGUCCCGUCUCAUUCCUUACAUGUAGGCUCAAUCUUCGCGGUAUUUGGGUUACUGGUUCAGCAGAUGCCAGGAAAAAUAACUUUGUAGUAAUCAGAAUGUUAUCCAACUGUAUAUUGUUUACUUUAUUGUAAAUACUGGUGAACAGUGGUCAAUAAAUAGUUUUAUAUUCCUUUAUGUGA